AUGUUCAGACUCGCCCGAGCAUCCCGUCUCCCCUUCUCCCUCACUCCCACCUCUGCGUCCACCCGCGCAUUCCACUCCUCCCGCCCUCUCGCCGUCAGCCUCGGAGACGCCAUCCCGGACCUCGACGUCCUGACCGAGAACUCGCCGGGAAAUAAAGUCAACCUCGCCUCCGAGCUGGCCUCGGGCAAGGGGGUCGUCGUCGGCACUCCUGGCGCCUUCACCCCCGGAUGCUCUCUCUCGCAUGUACCAGGCUUCCUUAACCAUCCCAAGCUGAAAGACGCAGGCAAGGUCUUUGUCGUUUCGGUUAACGAUGCUUUCGUGACCAAGGCGUGGGGAGAAUCACUUGACCCGCAGAAGAAGAGUGGUGUUCGCUUCCUGGCCGAUGCGUCGGGCGAGUUCAACAGGCAGCUGGACCUGCUCUUCAGCUCCGCAAAGGUGUUUGGUAACGACAGGUGCAAGAGGUAUGCCCUGCUCGUCGAAGAUGGGAAGGUCGUCAAGGCUUUUGUCGAGCCUGACAACACCAGUGUCGAUGUGUCUCGCGCGGAAAAGGUGCUUGGAUAG
Nannizzia gypsea CBS 118893 is the source of this 561-nucleotide messenger RNA. Its product is annotated as peroxiredoxin-5. Gene Ontology annotation, biological process: cellular response to oxidative stress; hydrogen peroxide catabolic process; cell redox homeostasis. Gene Ontology annotation, molecular function: thioredoxin peroxidase activity. The record is from RefSeq and is a predicted model, not a curated record. The coding region runs from base 1 to 561 and encodes 186 amino acids. The transcript is spliced from 4 exons. NCBI's taxonomy places the organism in Eukaryota, Fungi, Ascomycota, Eurotiomycetes, Onygenales, Arthrodermataceae. Gene Ontology annotation, cellular component: cytosol; peroxisome; cytoplasm.